AUGGCGGUGCGCGCACAGUUUGAGAACUCUAACGAGGUUGGCGUCUUCGCUACUCUCACGAAUUCAUAUGCCCUCACGGCCGUAGGCGCAAGCGAGAACUUCUACAGUGUUUUCGAAGCCGAAUUACAAGAUGUCAUUCCUAUUUGCCGGACGACAAUCGCAGGAACACGCAUCAUCGGUCGGUUAACAGCUGGCAACCGCAAAGGUCUUCUCGUACCCACAACAACAACAGAUCAAGAGCUACAACAUCUGCGGAAUUCUCUACCAGAUGAGAUCCGGAUCCAACGAAUCGAAGAGAGGCUGUCAGCGUUAGGCAAUGUCAUCGUGGCGAAUGAUCACAUCGCGCUCGUUCACCCCGAUCUGGAGCGUGAGACGGAGGAGAUCAUCGCCGACGUGCUAGGUGUCGAAGUCUUCCGCCAGACCGUCGCCGACAACGUGCUCGUGGGUAGCUAUAUGUCGUUAAGUAAUCGCGGCGGCCUCGUCCACCCCAAGACCAGCAUACAGGACCAGGAUGAGCUGUCCUCACUACUGCAAGUACCCCUCGUCGCCGGUAGCGUAAACCGUGGAAGCAACGUGGUGGGUGCUGGCAUGGUCGUCAAUGAUUGGCUCGCAGUCACGGGCCUCGACACAACGGCAACCGAGCUCAGUGUUAUCGAGAGUGUCUUCCGUCUAGGCGAGGGUGCGGCGCCAGGAAACAUCAACACCAACCUGAAGGAUACUAUGGUCGAGAGUUUCUAUUAG
Molecule: messenger RNA, 741 nt
Organism: Xylaria bambusicola
Lineage: Eukaryota; Fungi; Ascomycota; Sordariomycetes; Xylariales; Xylariaceae
Product: eukaryotic translation initiation factor 6
Exons: 4
Coding region: 1-741 (246 amino acids)
Biological process (GO): maturation of LSU-rRNA; cytosolic ribosome assembly; ribosomal subunit export from nucleus
Cellular component (GO): nucleolus; preribosome, large subunit precursor; cytosol
Molecular function (GO): ribosomal large subunit binding
Source: RefSeq, a predicted model, not a curated record